GCAUGUACCACUUUGUAAUGCUCUUUGUAAAGAUGUUUAAAUACCAAGGAUAUCAAGCAGAACAGGGUCAUUAUUGUCAUAUUUAUGUUUCAGAAUUCUACACAUAUUAUCUAGUGUUGCUUAUGGGAUCAGCCCUCUUGGCUUACAUCUUUUAAAACGUCUCUAUUGCUUAUUCAUAAUACAUACAGUGUAAUUUUCAGUGUUAUCCACUGAGUGGCGUUAGGACCCCAUUGUUCAGCCUCUGUGUAUCAUACCUCUACACUGGCAUCACAGUGAAAGUGUGGGAAAAAGUUACAUCCGUGUCUUUUUUUUAAGUGCACAAGUUUUAUAAUUUUAUUUAGAUUAUUUAAUUUGUCUAGAUGUAUUUUUAUGUAAACACAAACACACAGAUGUUGGUUUGCUAUUCUUGUGAGGACCAUUCACAUAAUAAUAACUAAAGCUUAUAUAUUAUACUGCACCUAACCCUUAGAUUGGGCCCCAAAAAUCUGACCCAACCCAAGCCCGUCCCACUCAGUCCCAUAAACAGUCAUUAUGGGCCCGAGCCUGAUUUAAACCCAACAUUUUUUUAUUAAGUAGAGUAUUAAAACUAAGCUUUUUAAAACAUUUUCGGGCUGGUUGAAUGUGCAAAAUCUGUUCAUGUUAAAGAUGUCAAUUAACAUUGCAACACAUUAUUUAAGACUUUUUUGUGUAAUAACUAAUAAUAACUGUAGCUACUUUAUACUACAUCUAACCUUAACCUAACCCCUAACCUCAGCGCCCAAAAUUUAAGCAUUUCACUCUUUUAGAAUUUUCAAUUAAACUAACAAAUUUGGUGUAUAUAUAUAAAAAAACAAUUUACGACAUACCACUAUGCUUGUGAGGACUUACAAAGGUAGCAACACAUUCAAAAGUGUUCACACACACACACACACACACACACACACACACACACACACACACACACACACACAGUGCAUCCACACACAAUAGUGCACUCUGGGAGCUGCAGUGUUGUGUGUCUCCAGUAGCAACGCCGUUCUCUAUUAUGACGGACUAAACGUUCUGACCUCUGAUCAGAAGCGACCAAUAAAAAGCCGGAAUUUGGCUGACCACUACGUCAUGAUGAAGAACCUGUUCUAGCAAGUAGAAAGUUUAUCUGUUUUUUUCUUAUUAUUCAGUUUUACUUGUUUAACUCAGAUUUUGGUGAUACUGGUCAUAUUGGUUGUUUGUUCCCACAGAGGCUGGAAGAGGAUCAGGUGGAUCAAGACAUGGAGAGUAAUGAUAAAAAAUGGGACCCAUAUGAGACGUCCCAGAGACGGGAUUUUGUAUACAGACCCAGCUCAUCCACUUCCUGUUUACGACCCCUGACCUCUCAGGCCUAUAGAAAUUCAUAUGACCUGGCUGAUCCUGUGGGCGGAACUGCAUACAGACAAGACUAUUACUGGAAACCUCAGACUAAACCUGCCUGCAUUCGCUCUGGAUCAGCUUCAGGCAACAGCAGGAACAACCCACACCCAAACCAGGCAUUUCUGGUGUGGAGGCUCGCCCGGGGACACAAGCUUUGUGAAAACCCCCCAUCUGAGGAGGAGGUCCGGAAGGUUCUGUCAGCUCAGUACAGAUCAACGUACAGGACUGACUUUCUGGGGACACCACAAGCAGGGGACGUUAUGAACCGGAGAAGCCCUGCUCCAUAUAAACCCGGCCGUGAUGCUCCGCACUGCAUCCAGACUGAGAUGAGGUUUAACUACAGGAAGCCUGUGCUGAAUACUGAACUUCAGGGAAAUAUGACUCGCUAUGGGUGCAACGCUCUGCACGCUGUGUCACCAAAAGGCAUAGUCCCGUCUGUAGUUCACAAACACGUCAUUAACCAGGAGAGCAGAAAGCUGCUCACCACAUACGAUCGGCAUUUCGGAGGUAAAUGUGCGGAUCUGCCGGCAGUCCUCAGGUCUCUACAGCCUGAAGAACUCCAGCACUUCUGUAAGAAAUCACCUGAAAAAGAAAAGCUGGUGGUUCAGGAUUUUUUGAAGAGAGACUCUCGUCCUCCUGGUAAACUGAAGGAAAUGAAGGAGUCUGCGGGGGUCUCAUGUUCUCCUGCAGUGCUGGAGAGGAUGUCAAUCUGGCCUGGGCCUCUAUAAAAAUGUUGUAUUAAUGCAUUGUGAUGCAUUUCUUAUUGUUAUUGUUAUUGUUUGUGUGUGUGUCUGUAUAAGAAUAGCAAUAAAAAACGUCUAAACCAAUGAAAGACAUUUUUAA
Messenger RNA from Astyanax mexicanus (Mexican tetra), 2229 nucleotides. RefSeq names its product testis-expressed protein 26. The transcript is spliced from 7 exons. The record is from RefSeq and is a predicted model, not a curated record. Gene Ontology annotation, cellular component: cytoplasm. The coding region runs from base 1248 to 2114 and encodes 288 amino acids. Lineage: Eukaryota; Metazoa; Chordata; Actinopteri; Characiformes; Acestrorhamphidae.